Messenger RNA from Colletotrichum phormii, 906 nucleotides. RefSeq lists its product as uncharacterized. The coding region runs from base 1 to 906 and encodes 301 amino acids. The record is from RefSeq and is a predicted model, not a curated record. Lineage: Eukaryota; Fungi; Ascomycota; Sordariomycetes; Glomerellales; Glomerellaceae. The transcript has 2 exons.
AUGCCGCUCUCCAACUACCUCGUUCAGGCGUCCAUCGCGGCUCUGUUGGUUAUCUUUGGGAUCCAGAUGCAGACAACGGCUGCCCAAGCUACACCUCUCACUUGCACGAAUGUCGACCAGCCGAACCCCAUCUUCAGCCAGUACCCGAAUAAUGCCACCGGCCUCUUGAACGUCACCAUGGUCAUCAUCCCGAUCCCCAUGACGACGGCACGCCAAAUCAUCCCGCAGCAGUAUGGCAUUCUCGAGGGCGCAUAUCGAGCUCUCAUGCCAAACUUCCCCGCCGACAUGUACCCCGUUGUCGUCCAGGCCGGCCACGAUCACGACAUUCGGUUCCAGGACUUUGGAAUUCCAGACUUCAGUAAAUCUGGCUUUGAGUUUCCUUUCUUGGAUCUCCUUGGCGACGGCAAAUCGUCCUUUCGAUGGGCACCCGAGCAACUGAUUUCGGCUACCAACCCCGCUGCCGUCACCGGCUCCCAGGCGUACGGCACCGAAGUCCACGCCGCCACCUUUGCCCCUGACUGCAACGCAUACUCGGCCACCCCCGGAGGUGGCACUUCAUUCAAUGGUACCGCGGGCGCCAAAUACAUGUCCCUCGAGAUGAAGAAGUCGUCAUGCGGCGGCAAGGCCCCCUACACGCUGGCCAUGUUCGACACCAUCAUCAACCAACCCAUCUUCGCCAACGGCUCAACCUGCGAUCAGCAGAUCCGCCUCUUCAACACCUCCGUCACCACCGGAGCCUUCGAGCCUGUUCCCGUACGCGGGACGCUCAAAUCGAACCUCGGGCCGUUCCAGACCGACGUUUCGUUCUCCGACGUGGCUGGCUUCCAGGCCGCCACGCCCUUUAUCGAAAACAACUAUCUUCCUUGCGAAAUGUUUAGAGGAUACAACCCUGUUAAGACUACUUGA